CACAGAAUUGAGCGAGAGCUGUUGUAUGAUCGACAGCGUCGUGAAGUGUUUCUGGCUCGUCUUCGUUCGCAUCACAGUCAUCCAAGGGCAGCGAAUACGUUAACUCCAACUGGCGGCGGCUAUAUGACGCGUUCUGUUGAUAGUUCUGAAAGCAGCCGACAUAUUCCUUUUCACAUUUUGUAUCAUCAUCCAGCCGCCUCCUAUCUCACUUCUCGAGUAAUGUUGUCAUCAUCGAUUUCGCUUCCUGGAAGUCCGCCGCAAAAUAGUUUCCUUGGACAACAUGGAACGCAGUUCAGGGACGGCUUGGUAUGUUUGAUCGACAAAUUUUCGUGUUAUUAUCUUUGA
Gongylonema pulchrum is the source of this 345-nucleotide messenger RNA. NCBI's taxonomy places the organism in Eukaryota, Metazoa, Nematoda, Chromadorea, Rhabditida, Gongylonematidae. The record is from the annotation of a GenBank genome assembly.